Gilbertella persicaria is the source of this 1379-nucleotide messenger RNA. RefSeq names its product DNA/pantothenate metabolism flavoprotein. Gene Ontology annotation, molecular function: phosphopantothenate--cysteine ligase activity. Lineage: Eukaryota; Fungi; Mucoromycota; Mucoromycetes; Mucorales; Choanephoraceae. The record is from RefSeq and is a predicted model, not a curated record. Gene Ontology annotation, biological process: coenzyme A biosynthetic process. Bases 17 to 988 code for a protein of 323 amino acids. The transcript is spliced from 4 exons. Gene Ontology annotation, cellular component: nucleus; cytoplasm.
UUUCUUUUUUAUUAUUAUGUCUAACCCUUUUGUUGAACCUAUUCUCGAUAACGGUCAAGGUGUUAUUGAUCCUGAUGUGUAUUUCCAGAUCAAUAAACCACCUACUGAUCUACCUGAAUUUGAGUCUAAACUAAGCGCGUUUGUAGACUAUCAUAAAGAAAAAGGAAAUAAUGUGGUGUUUAUCACUAGUGGAGGUACUACCGUGCCUCUAGAAAACCAAACAGUUCGUUUUAUUGAUAACUUCAGUAACGGUACACGCGGUGCUAGUUCUGCUGAAUACUUUUUAAAAGCAGGUUAUGCUGUUGUCUUUAUGCAUCGUCAAAACAGUAUUCAACCUUUUCAUCGUCACUUUGGACACAUGUUGGAUUACGUUGAACCUAAACAAGACGGCACAGUUCAAGUUCGACCUGAAUAUGUUGACGCUAUCCAUACUGUCCUGACCAAAUAUCACCAAGUCAAAGAAAAGAACUUGAUGUUGAUGCUCGAUUUUGUUACGUUACCCGAAUAUCUGUUUAAGCUUCAAGCAGGCACAAAGAUUCUAGCACGCUUACAGAAUAAGGCCAUGUAUUAUCUUGCUGCUGCUGUCAGUGAUUUCUUUAUUCGGUCGGAAAAGAUGGCAGAACAUAAAAUUCAGUCACGUGAUGGUGGAUUGACAUUGACAUUAGAUCAAGUGCCCAAGUUCUUGAAACCUUUAGUGAGUCAUUGGGCGUCUAAAGGACUGAUUGUUUCUUUCAAGCUCGAAACAGACAAUACAUUACUUGUACCCAAGGCUCGUCAAGCAUUAAAUCGCUAUGGCCAUCAAGUUGUAAUUGGUAAUAUGCUCAAGACACGUAAACAAACAGUGACAUUAAUUACACAACAUUCCGAGCGUGUCUUGUCGCUCACACAAGAAGAAUUAGACAAUGAAGUUGAGAUUGAAAGUAGAAUUAUUUCUGAAUUAGUGGCUAUUCAUCAACACUGGAUGGCAUCAGGUCAUACUGAACAAUAAAUGAAUGUCACGUGAUGCCGAGAAUUAUCCUCGGUUAAUAAAACAGAGAAUUUUCCCAUGACAUCGAUGGGCGAGUGUGACGACAGUGUACCAUCAUUUGCAAAUCCUUUGAAACAUUGAUUAAUGACGUGAGAAGGUAUAUUCCAUUUUUAGCAAUGACGUCAAUGCACUUUGUAAAAAGUAUAAAUACUGACAGAUUGGUGAUAUGUGUUGCUUUAUUCAAUCAAUUAAUUAUUAUCUCAUAAAAAACAAAAAUGGAACCCUCAAGAACUGAUGCUAAGAAAGACCAAUUCAUUGGCUCUGUCAAGGACAAUGUUGGUGGUGCUGUUGGUAACGAAUCCAUGCAAUCCAAGGGCAAGACUCAAAAUGCUGCUGGUCAUGGUCAAGAAAC